Messenger RNA from Anthostomella pinea, 1068 nucleotides. NCBI's taxonomy places the organism in Eukaryota, Fungi, Ascomycota, Sordariomycetes, Xylariales, Xylariaceae. The record is from the annotation of a GenBank genome assembly.
AUGUCCUCCCCGCAAACUACCCAUCCUUCUCCGAACAGAUUCUCGUUCCUUGUGGGUGCUGAGAAGAAGGAAUAUCUCAUGAAUCGAAGCAUCGUCACAGGGCUUUCGCCCUUCUUCGCAACGCUAGUCGGAGGUCCCUUUCGAGAAAUACAAGACAAAUUCGCGACCUUCCCGGAGAUAAAAGAAUUCGUAUUUCAGAGCUUCUACGACUUCGCCUACACGGGCAACUACGAAUUGGUGCCUGAAACGGAUUCGGGGGAUGAAAAUAAUACUGAAAGCGACCUCGUAAUCGAGAACCCGUUUUUCGAACCCGGGCGUGUGGACUCCGAAUCAUCUGGUUCAGAAGACUCGUUUGACGCAGAGCUAAGAUACGAUCGCGGACAAUUUGGAAGUCUCCGACACGCGUGGCACAGGGACUGGUCUCGACAUGAUCAGGAAGAUUGCCCGCUCCACGCUCGAAUAGCCUGCAUCGUGGUUUUCAGGUUGGGUCACCCGCCUCACCAGGUGUAUGACUUAACCAAUGAUCAAAAACACGAUUUCUGGCUGGGCACUACUUCGCGGCUAGAUCUCUUCAACCCCGAUCUUAGGUUCCCACCGCAAGGCCCAUCGCCCGAUACUCAUGUCGAAUACCGAGACAUGAUGCGGCACGCAGAGAUAUAUGUCUUCGCCGAGCAGUACAAUAUUCAGCUUCUCCGUGAAAUCUCGCUCCACAAACUGCACCUCCUCCUCCUCCACUGGAGCCCAAGCGCAGACCCUUUACUUCGCAUGAACGAACUCUUCGUCUCCAUCUACACGAACACCGCUCGUAAACGCGACCCGGCGAGGUGGAUGGUCGCCUGGUUUGCGGCAUGGCUGCAAGCCUACAUCACAUGCAAAUACGACCCGCUUGAGUGGGAUCUGGAACCCGCGGUACGCAGGUGUCCUGAGCUGGGGGCGAACAUGGUCACUUGUCUGAUAAACCCCAAGCUUCAAGAGAACGGCAAGGAUUACGCCUUUCCAGAUUGCUGGGAUCCCUACGCAAUGAGGACACCGUAUCAUGUCGCGGCCUCGGAAACAUCUCCCGAUUGA